Octodon degus (degu) is the source of this 1445-nucleotide messenger RNA. RefSeq names its product UPF3A, regulator of nonsense mediated mRNA decay (gene Upf3a). The transcript has 9 exons. Gene Ontology annotation, cellular component: nucleolus; cytoplasm. NCBI's taxonomy places the organism in Eukaryota, Metazoa, Chordata, Mammalia, Rodentia, Octodontidae. Gene Ontology annotation, biological process: nuclear-transcribed mRNA catabolic process, nonsense-mediated decay; positive regulation of translation. Gene Ontology annotation, molecular function: telomeric repeat DNA binding. Bases 14 to 1306 code for a protein of 430 amino acids. The record is from RefSeq and is a predicted model, not a curated record.
CGGCGGAUUCGGGAUGCGGUCCGAGGAGACCUCCGGGGGCCUGGGCGCGACUGUUAUAGCUCGGAGUCCGGGCGGGCAGGAGAAGCCCUCGGCCACGCAGUAUCAGUUCCGCCGGAAAUCUCCGCGGCGAGAACCUCAGGCACCGCCAGCUUUUUCUCCGAGCUCUGAGAGUAGGACCAUCAAACCUCGCGAGGAGAAGACGGCGCUGAGCAAGGUGGUCCUGCGGCGGCUGCCCCCCGGCCUCACAAAGGAGCAGCUGGAGGAGCAGCUGCGCCCGCUGCCGGCGCACGACUACUUCGAGGUCGCCGGCGCGGAUCUCAGCCUUUAUCCUCAUCUCUACUCAAGAGCGUACAUUAAUUUUAGGAAUCCUGAUGACAUCCUUCUGUUCAGAGAUCGUUUUGAUGGAUAUAUCUUCCUGGGCAGUAAAGGAUUGGAGUAUCCUGCAGUGGUAGAGUUUGCCCCAUUCCAGAAGAUAGUCAAGAAGAAGCUGAAGAAGAGAGACACUAAGACAGGGAGCAUCGAAGAUGAUCCAGAGUAUAAGCAGUUUUUGGAAACUUACAGCAUGGAAGAAGAGAGAACCAGUGCCAAUCCUGAAACUCUUCUGAUAGAGAUAGAGGCAAAGACAAGAGAACUUGUUGCUAGAAAAACCACACCUCUUUUGGACUAUAUUAAAAACAGAAAAUUAGAAAAACAGAGGAUUCGAGAGGAGAAGCGAGAAGAAAGGAGGAGGAGAGAGUUAGAAAAGAAACGCUUGCGGGAGGAAGAAAAAAGAAAAAGAAGAGAAGAAGAAAAAUGUAAGAGGAAAGAGGCAGAUAUACAAAAGACAACUGUUGAAACAGAAAUUAGGAUUAAGCUUCUUAAGAAACCAGAAAAGGAAGAAGAACAAAACACAGAAAAGCAAAAAGAAAGAAACAAGAAAGUCGGCAGUAGAGAUGGCAAACAGGAAAUUGGCACCCCCUGCACCUUUGUGAGAGCCAGGCCCUCAGAGAGCCCCACACAGGGAUGCAGCGAGAAGUCUCGGGAUGAUAAUGACAAAGAGCAAAAGGACAUGGAGAGAAGAAUACAAGGACUUGAAAUGCCAGAACGCUACUCAGAUGAUGGCAGAAAGCACAGUGGUCACUCUGAGUUGGGCAGGUUUCCUAAAGAAAAUGAAGAUGAGCUGAGAUGGAGGAGAGGAUUCACCCACGGCACAGGGAAAAAGGGGAGCCAGGAAAGGGGUGUGGCUCUGGAGACAGGAGAGAGCUUGAACAGGGAGCAGCAGGAGGCCCCACAGCCGGGUACCAGGAAGGGAGUGCCCAGGAAAUAGGGCCCUGUAAUCUUGUUGUCUGCACCCCAAGUGGGUAUUGCUUCUGCAGGCUCACAAGCACUGUUUCCAAAUAAAUUUUCUUACAAAAUCAGACACAAGUCUGCCUCCAUGUGUCAAAGUCCAGAAUUGUGCUCUGACU